Pteropus alecto (black flying fox) is the source of this 10059-nucleotide messenger RNA. RefSeq names its product coiled-coil domain containing 187 (gene CCDC187). The transcript is spliced from 12 exons. Gene Ontology annotation, cellular component: centrosome. Gene Ontology annotation, molecular function: microtubule binding. The record is from RefSeq and is a predicted model, not a curated record. Lineage: Eukaryota; Metazoa; Chordata; Mammalia; Chiroptera; Pteropodidae. Gene Ontology annotation, biological process: microtubule anchoring. Bases 133 to 4167 code for a protein of 1344 amino acids.
UGGGCCACUCCCGAGUCCCUCCCCUGGCCCUCCACCGUCCCUCUUCCCACCGCAGGUGGGGCGGGGUUCUAGGCAGCACCCGGAGACACUCCGCUGGCCGGAUGCCCACCGCCCUGGCGCCCAGUGCAGGGGAUGGCCCAGGUGCGUGCCCCAGGUGUGUGCCCCCGCCUGGGUGAGGCCCUGCCUGGUCCCCCAGGUCCCGCGGAGCCCGCCUGCAGGAGGAGCCUGCCGGGAUGGACGCCUGGGUUUCCCUGGCAACGUCGGGCGGGCCUCCUCCCAGCCUCCUCCCUGCCUCCUGGCGGAUCUCCGGAGUGGGCCCUGGGCUCUGCCUGCGCUGGUCUUGGAGCCAUGGCUGCUGCCCGGAGCCUUCUAGCUGCCUCGCGGAGCCACGUCCUCAGUGAACGGAGCCAGCCCGGCCAGCGCAGGACUCCUGGCCAAGUGCACGGGGCAGAGCCGGAUGGCGGCCGAGGGGGCGCCAGCAUGGUGACGCAGCUGCAGAGGGCAGACACGCUGCACCCUCCUGCAGUCGAGGAUGACCUCAUGGCCACCCUGAGGUGGCCCGAGCCCUCUGCACAGCCAGGUCCCCUGCAGGGAGGUCCCUAUGAGGCCUGGUCCGACCACAUGCAGAGGCCAGACUCCCCUGGGAAGGCCUGCAGCUACCCAGUGUGGACGACAGGCGAGGAGGCCAAGGACGAGGACAGCUUGGUGUCGUCAGGCCGCCUGUCCGGCUCCUCGGGGGGCCACGAGUCAUGCGCACCGCCCCAUGGGCCCUGGAAGGAGAGGGCCCCCCAGGUGCUGGGAUCCCCGCGGCUGCCCAGGCAGAGCAACCCGCGGCUGGAGCAGCUGAGGGACAAGAUCCGGGCCCAGGUGCAGUGGCAGGCCAGCUGCGCCUCCCUGGCCACCUCGACACCCUCCAGCGCCUCGCACCUCUACAAAGCCUCCUCGCCAGCCCCCCGGAGGAAGACCCGAAAGCUGAAGCACUCCCCUCCAGCCCCGGUCUCCCCAGGCUCCAGAGUCCUGAGUGCAGCUGAGCGCGGAGUCGAAGACAAGGUCCUUCCCGGACAUGGGCGUGAGCCCUCCCCGGUCUCCCUGUGCCAGGCCUCAGUUCCACGGGAAAAAAACAAAAGCACUAAAAACAGUUCUUGCAGAAGAGAGACGGACCCCAAGUCGCCCACCCCUCAAAGAGCCACCAGAGACACGGGUAAGGCUGAAGAUUCUGAGUUGGUCGGUGUUCACGCCUGGAGGAAAGGAGCAGCUCUGGCGAGGGAGCUGCUUGGGCCCCCGCCGGCCCGCCCCAGGCUCCAGAGCGAGGUGUCCCCAAGAGGCCUGGCCCCAAGUGCAGAAUUAGGUACCUUGUGCCUCCACCUCGGGCUGCACCCUGCUCUGCCACGGCUUCCGGGGGUGGGCACCAAGGGGGCGCAUCUCGGUCCCCACGCCACCUGGGGAGGAGGUGGCAUCGAGAUGCGGGAGCGGCACCUCUGCCCCAGUGACCUGUCAAGUGCCCUGCGAACCUGCCAUCGAGGUCCCGCUGCUGCUGCGACUGCCUGUGAUGACGAGGCUGGAGCCCCUGAGAGCACCCCAGUUCGUGCCCGGACGCCCAGUCCAGCCUCCGUCCGUGGUGACCUGCACAUGCCUGCCAGCACGCCCCACUGGGCUUCCUGCGACCAACACGUGACCAUCCAGUCUGCUAUGGCCAUCCUUCGAGAACUCCGCCAGCAAAUCCAGACAGGGCUAGAGUUGGCCCGAGACCGCCACGUCAGGGGUGGGCAUCAGCACCGGCUGCGGGACCUGACAGGGAGGGGGCACCAGGGCCCUUGGAGUGUCCCCGGCGUGCGGGGCUCCUCCAGCAGUCCUCGGGCCACAACCGAGGGGCCGCGCUCCUCCUGGGAGAGGGCUGGGGUCUUGCCCUCCAGGCCACGCUGGAGCACCUUGGCCCGGUGGGAGUCCUACCCGCAGAGGGCCUGGUCGGCCCAGGCACGGGACUCCUCUUUCCAGAGGCCUGGGAGCCCCCACGAAAGGCCGGCCCCCUUCCCUCUGCGGCCCUGGAGCGCCUUGGCUGGCCAGAGGACCCGGGCCACCUGUGAAGAAUGGGGUGGCCCUGCCGGACCAUCAUGGAACUCUCUGGAAAGGCGGAGCUCCUCCACCCAGCGGCCCUGGAGCAGCGCCUCCUUCACGCAGAGGGCCGGCAUCCCGUGCAAGAGCAGAGGCUCCCUCCUGCCUCCCUCCGGAGCGAAGCACAGCUGGCCGCGACCCGCCCAGGCUGCCCCCCGGAACGCCCCUGGGAAGGAGAAUGAGGCCCGGCGGCCGCCUCCCUGCCCGAAGCCCCGGGGCUUCCUGGGCCACCCCUACAGCUCCGAGUCCCUGCGGGAGUUCAUGCGCCAGAAGGCGCGGGCACGGCGGCAGCAGGCCCUGGAGGAGAAGGCCGCCGCCCUGCAGGCCGUGGAGCUGCGGAGCCAGAGGCUGCGGGACGUGCACAGGAAGCAGAGGGAGGCUGUCCUGGGCAAAGCCGCCUCUGGCAAGGUGGUCCCCAAGAAAGCCUUCCCCGUGGUCUCCCAGACGAACCCCGGCAUCGUGACCUUUGUCCCACAUUCUGCACAGUGCAGGGGCCUGGAGGCCCCGGGGAGCCUGGGGUCGCCCGUGCUGCAGUGGAGCAAGGUGACUUCCGGCAUGGUGCUGGGGGACCAGGAGGCCCCGGGCAGCUUCUGCCUGUGCCUGAACAGAGCCUUGAACCAUGCUGAGACCCUGGACACAGGAGCCCCCCAGGAAGGCUGGGAUGGCGCCCCCCUGCUGACGUCUGCCGGCUCCUCCCAGGGCCCGCUGAGGCUCAGGGACCUGAGCGUGCCCACGCGCUCGCGCUCCCAGCGCCCGGGGCUGUGCAUCUAUCUGGACCCUGAGGAGGCUGAGCGCCUGGGCACACCGGGGCCCCUGCACUUCCGGUACAAGCAUGCGCGGCUGCAGGCCCUGGAGACCAUGGCCAACAUCCUGAAGCAGCGGAUCGACACCCUGACCGCCAAGCUGCUCCAGUCUGAGACAGCGGACACCCUCGGGGACCUGGGCUUGGACCCCCCGCCCUCGUGCCCCAGCAUUGCGCCUGCAGCCCCAGCUUGCUCCGGAGCCUUGGUGCCUAACGGGGGCGGAGGGGCGCCCUGGGGCUGGGCAGAUGCGCGGGCAGGGACGCUGCUGUCUCCCACCUGCCUGCUGGACGGCGAGACGCCCCUGUGGAGCUCUGCCUGGGAGCCGUGGCAGAGCGUGAGCCCAAGCAGCCCCCUCGCCAGCAAGCCCCCAGGUAAGGCCACACUUGGGCCACAGGGUCCCACCAGCCCUGUGGGGGCCGAGGGGACUGGAAUCCUGCUUUCUCCAUGCUGCUCGGUUUCUUCUGGCCACGGCCCUCUUGCUGUGGGGCGGGCGCCCCUCCCUCGCUCCCCACGGACCGGCAGCCCCUCCCCUUGGGCUGAUGCCUGGGAGGUGAGGUCCCGGCUCCAUCUCUCCGAAGGUUUCAUGGAGGAUGGCUGUUCGGAGCUGGACAGGAGGCUGGCGAGAAAUGUGGCUUCAUUCCGAGCCCUCAGCCCCUUCACAGGGAGCCGCACUGGCCAAGGCCAGGAGUCGGAGUGCGUCCAGGCCCGGCAAGGGAGCGGCACGGCCCUGGUCCACGGUGUGGGCUCCGAUGCUGGCCAGCUGGUCCUCCUGCGUCUGAGCGCAGAGCCCCAAGCCCGGGACACUGCGGAUAUCGGCAUCUCCAGGCCCCACCUGCUCACCCUGCCCUCCUGGCCCUCUGGCCACAGGCCUGUCCCUCAUAGGCCUUUGGCCCUUGGGUCCCACCUCGGACACCAUACACGUCUGAGAGCUCUGUGGGCCAAGGGACCCCAGACCCCUCCCACAAGCUGCCCCUACCUUAGGAUGUUUGUGGCCCCAUCCUGCUCACAAGUGUGUUUGCGUGUCCCCAGCUCACACGGGGUGCCGAUCCCACCGGACCCCACCUGCUGCUCCCUGUGGCUGGAGGAGACGCCGUCGGCCCGAGGGGCAGGCCUGGUCACACCCUGGACCACGCAGAGCUGCGGUAAGGGUGAGCCUGUGGCCAGGCCCUGGGCCGUCCGGGCGGGUGGCCGGGGAGGCCCGCAGGGGACUCCCUCCACUGUCUGGCGCUGCGGCGAGGCCCUGCAGGUGUAGAUGGGGCCUUUGCUACGUGAAGACCGUCCACGCGUCAGAUGUCUUGCUACGUGGAGAGCUUCCACGCUUCAGCAUUAAAGUGUUCUGGAGGCUUUCGGGACCCAGCCGCUUGCUCUGUGCACUUACACACCUGUUGUGACUGGUAGUUGCCCGAGGAACGUGCAUCUUGUGUGCGCCCCAGCCACCUGCCUCCCCCUACUUGGCCCAUGGGUGGCGCCUGGGGCAGGGGGUGGGCAGCCCCAGCCGGAACCCCUAAAACCCCUGGCGGGGGGGCGCAUGAGACCAGAGCCUGGGGCAGAGAAGGGCGUCCUCCCGACACCCAGAGAGGACACCGGCAGUCACUGGUGGCCCAGAAACCAGGCGUCUGGAUGGUGUGAGCUUUCCCACUGACUCAUUCCCUCGAGGAAUAUUCAGUGAGUGGCCUGGAUGCCAGGCAAGGACAGAUGAGAACUGAUGUCAGCAGUCUCUCCUGCAGAGCUGCUCCUCCCCACAGGCGCCUCUUGGCUGGGCCCGUCCUCCUGGGAAAGCAGGGACCUGGCUGGAGGCUGCCCCGCCCCCGCUUGCUGGGAGGCCUCAGGGUCCCUGGAGGGCCCACCAACACGGGCCAGAUGCUUUCUAGAGAGGAGACAGGGCAGGGCUGCCCCACCCCCCGAGACGGUCCCUCCUGGAGCCUCUGAGGUCUGGUCUGGGCAGAGCUGCAGGCUGUUGCCCAGGGGCUGGCAGCUUCCAUAGGCUGAACCUGGGUGGGGCAGGUGCCAGGCCUUCUGGAAAAGACUACUCCUCUCCCUAGCUCUGCUUGCAGGCUGUCUCUCCAGGAGGUAAGAGCAGGUUGGCGAUGGCAUAGAGCUCUCUGUCCCUCCUGAGCCCCCACUGCCCUGCCGCUCCCCUCGGCAGGGCAGGGCAGGGCAGGGCAGGGCCCAGCUCUCUGUGCAGACUGGAAUUCUUGAGGCCACAGGCAGCCCCCAAAAGUUGUUUGAUAUCUGGGCUGCUUCUGCCUGGCUGAGAGCUGGAUCUCAGGCAGCCAAGCUGUGAGCACAACACAAAGUGCCUGCACUGGGCUUAGGUCAGACACCUCCUCCAGGAAGCCUCCCAGAUAACUCUCAGGCUAGGUCAGGUGCUGGCACUCACCCUGUUGUAUUCUGCUUUGCAGGCGUCAAACCCGUGUUUGUGCUUCCGUCUCCAUGGGCCACGAGGGCGUGAGGGGUCUGGCUCCCAUUUCAGCCCCGGUGCCUGGGGGAGUGCCCGCCACGUGAGGGGCGCCUGGGGAAUAUUCGCUAAAGGCAUGAAUGAACUGAGUGCGCCAGGCCAGGCACCUGUGUCACAUGGUGUCCCGUUGGUCUUGCUGUGCCUCGGGGACAGGUCCUGUCCUCAUGUCCAUGUUUACGGAGGAGCACUCUGAUGCUCAGAGGGGCACCCUCCUCCCCAGCCAGUAACUGGGAGAGCGGGGAUUCGAACUCAGCCCUGAGCCCGUCAGCUCUCACUUUUAUGGAUGGAAGCAGCGUGGUCUGAUAGAACUUUCUAGAUUUGAACAUCAGGCACUACUGUCCGAGAGAGCUUUUUGGACUCGAGCAAACGUCUCAGCUGGGGCCACCCAUAGGACAAAGUAAUAGCAUUUAUGAAAUUGUCUUGUCAGAUCCCCAGCCACCAGGCACUUUGGGGUGACGCAUGGUGCCGGGGUCUUGGGGCUCCUUGCCAGUUGUCAUCGGAGCACUUGAGGAGAGAGACCAGUGUCAUUCUCUGCUCAGUAGGGUCGCUCCAGCAGGCUCCGGGGGCUCAGAGGGGUCGGUCCGGCAGGCUCCGGGGGCUCAGUGGGGUCGCUCCGGCAGGCUCCGGGGGCUCAGUGGGGUCGCUCCGGCAGGCUCCGGGGGCUCAGUGGGUCGCUCCGGCAGGCUCCGGGGACUGGCAGGUGGUUGGCAGCUCAUCUCAGGGACAGCUCAGGGGCAUGCAGCCCGUGUCUCCCUACUGACCUGUCAGGGAUGCUGGAGUGUCGGAGCUGGCCAGGAAGUCCCUCUCUUCAGGUGGAGGGCUCGGGCCUCGGGCCUCUGGAGCUGUCAGGUGCCUGGAAGAGGGUUGGCGGGAGCCCAGGCUGGCGGGCUUGGUGGCUACUGGGCACUUUCUCUGGCUUCAGCCUCUCUCAAGGCCACAAAACAAAGGCAUGAGAGUUUCCCCUUCUCGAGGGAACUUCGGCUCAGAACAGACAUCUUAAGCCCAUUCCUGAAAGUGUCUUCACUCUCAGGGAGGAGGGGAGGCUCCACCAGCGCCCCCUCGGAUGCUCAGUGCACGUCAGGUGGCCACAGCCUUGCUGCCCGUCCAAGCCUGGCGCCCCAUGGAGUUUUUCGGCUGCCGUGGAAACGCCGGGGAAGUGGGUGGCUGUCGCUCACAGCUCCGUCACGGCUCUAAGCAUGGGAGCCCACUCGCUCGGCUCGGGGAAGCAGAGCACAACAGAGGGUUGCCACAGCCAGCACACUUGCCAGUGGUGACUGACAGCUCAUCCGAGUCACCAGGAGGGCUCUGCCUUUUGCAGACGGGGCCUGGGCCCCAGAGCGAGCGGACCAUCCCGUGGCUACCUCUGCCCGCUCUUAGCAGGAACCAGGCCAAGAUGGGGGGCAGAUCAAGGAAGGAGCAUGCUGGCCAACCCCCAGCCAUGGAGUUGCCCCAAGAGGCAGCUCCCACAGGGCUAGGAGCCAACAGCAUGCAGAGCCAAGCUGGGCCCUGGGGGGUCACCAAAGGGCAGAGGAUCCCUCUGCUGACUUGGGGACUGUGCAACCCCAGGGGAGGCUGAGGGUCUCGUGCCCACAGUCUGGAACUAAGCCCUGGGGACCACGCCUCGUGUUAACACGCCCACCCGCACAGCCAUUACUAGUCCAGAACAGCAGCAGCCACCCUGCUGAGCAAGCCUUAGGUCACUCGUGCCGGGAGGUGGGACCGCUGUCUCCCCGUGGAGGCUCUGAUCCGCUAGCGAUUUGUUCCAGGUCACCCUGCGGAUGCGUGCCGAGCAGGGUCCAUCUGGCGGCAAAGCUCGUGAGCUCGUGUUCCUGUCCCAUCACCUCUGCCAGCCUGGGUCAUCGCUCCAGGGGCAGCGUGGCCAGGGGUCAGGCAGAGUGAGCUGUGGAGGCGGUGCAGCGAGGGAGCCGCGUCUGCCGCCUCCUCCCGGGACGGGUGUGCUCGGUGAUGGCUCAGGCCCAGGCAUCCUCCUGGGCUCCUCCCUACGUGCCGUCUCCCUGCAGGCCGGAGCACUGCGGCUGAGCAGGGGACACUCGGGUGCCCCAGGCGCUCAGCGGUCCCUUCUCCGUGGUCUGCGCAGGUCAGCGGGAGCCUGGUGGGCUGCGGUCUGGGCGCCUCGCUGACAUCCAGCAGCAGUCCCUGAGCUUCCUCCAGUCACUGAAGGUGUGUCCUGCCCCCGUUCUAUUGGGUGGCUGUGGCUCUUCAGGGGGAGGCUGGUGGGGGGUGGGGAGCAUCACGGUCAUACUGGUCUGGGCCACCAGCCUUCAUGGCUAAGAGGGAGGCUGGGGGUGCAGAGCAGGUAGAGGGGCUGGAGGGUACGGCCUGCCAAGAGUGGGGUCCUUUCGAGCGUAGGGCGGGAGGUCUUGAAGGUGGCACUGCCUGCUCUCUGUGCCGAGGGUUUGCUGGGAGCCGUGGGGGCUGGCUGGGCCCCAGAACCCUGAGGCUUGGGACCCCUGCAGCUGGACCAGCAGAGGCAGGGGCAGGCGCUGGCCCGCCUGCAGCAGCGGGCAGAGGUGGAGGUCCGGGAGGCAGAGAAGGCCCUGGACGGCCUGCUCUUCCAACACCAGCUGGAGGUCAGCUGGCCGUGGCCCGAGCUCCCACGCGUGCCCAUUCCCUGCCCAGGGCAGCGUGCCCUGCUGCUGGAGGCGCUCGUGGGCCUUCCCUCACCCCUGCCAUGUCCAGCCCUCUCUGGAGGGCAGGGAGGGGUCAGAGAAGGGUUGCCCGUGUCGGGGAUGGACAGACGGAGCCCUGAGGUUGGAGACCUGCCCGGCCUGGCCCGCUGGCCGUGAGGCUGCCCCGUUCAUCCCCCACGCACUCACCCAUCCUUGCAGAGGCUCAUGGAGAAACACUCAACACAAGCAAGGUCAGAGGUGGCUGGGGAGCUGGCGCGGCUGCAGGUGUGCGGGGAUCCGGAUCCCAAGACCUCCUGGAGCAUGGUGACAGCCAGACCACGGUGUGGCCCGAGACGGGGCCCACGGUGGAAGAGGGCGGGGUGAGGGGGUCUGGGACGGGCGUCGGCGCUGGCGCCGCUGGAGCCGUGAAUCUCUGGUGCUUUCACACCUGGCAGGUCCCACCUGCCCCCGGGCCGAGACGCUGCUGUGUUCUCUUGGGGCCGCCAGGAAGGACGAGAGAGUCAGGAGGGCACAGCUUCUGCAGGUGAGUGUCCUCCAUCCCCGCCACACACCAGGGGCUUGACCCUGAGCCAGGGAGCAGGCAGAGCACGCUCCCUACAUGGACCCAGUGGGGGAAACUGAGUCAGGCACACAUGAGAAAGGCCCAGGGAUGGAGGGAUGUGGCCUGAGGCCGUGUGGUAAGUGCAGAACCAAGAUUUGAAACUAAGUCUGAUGCCAGGACUCUGUGACUGACUAUCGGGCAUCUCUGCCACACAUUUGUAGGGGCUGGGUGUCCACUGAGCCUGGAGUAACUAGGCUAAGACAGCAAGUGAACACAGCAGCCACCACCCCCACCUCCACACACCUGGUGACUAUGAGCUUGGGUCACAGAAAAACGCGUUCAGUUAGACACUAGGUGACGCAGCCUAACGGCAGGACCGCGGCCGAGUAAGGAGGGGUGUGGCAUGCCAUCUAGCCCUGCCUGCCCUGCUCAGGGACUGAGGGGGCCUCAGCUCCUCCAGCCCCGCUCCCGGCAGACCGCCAGGGCAGCCGUCACCAUCUGCCCGGGGCCCAGUUACAGCCCAUCUCAGCCUCUUAGGGAACAGGGACCCUCCAACAUGCCCAUCCCGUCCCUCAGAGCAGUCCGCCCUCACCUGCUUGGUGCUGGACCUUGACCGGGUCUCUCUGGGCCUCGGCCUCCCCUCCUGAGACAGUGGGGCACCUGGACCGAGCCAUCCCCGAGGCUCCUCUCCCCUAGCUCUGGUCUUCUGCGUGGUCGGUGGGUUCGCACAGCAGAGCUUCACGUUAGUCGAUUCCGUGACGUGGCCUCGUGAAGACCCGUUGUGAAGCCGUGUGUGUGUGGGGACGUCACACCCCCCACACCCUACCCCUGCGGGGCCCUGCUCUAGAACAGGCCCCCAGCCCCGUGACCGAACCACAGCUUUGUCCUCAGAGGCCACGCAGGAAGGGAGGCCAGACUGGACCUUCUCCCAGCUGCCGCUGGCCAGGCUCUACCCUUGGGAAAACCCCACCCACCAGGUACUGAGAGAUGACCCUUAGGAGGCAGGGCAUAGGAGUGGGGUCCCAGGGAGGCACUGGCAGCCAAUAGUAGCCCCAAAUUCUCCCUCAGGUGCCAGGCCUGCCUUUUGUACAGCUUGAACCCAGGGGGUCUCCCGGGUGGGUCCUGGGCUGAGGGAGGCUCUCCCUGCCUCGGGCAUCACCCACCCUUCCACGGGACUUCGGCCCAAGCUCCUUCCUUCCACCCUGGGGGACAGGGGAGGGCAGGCAUUUCCACAGGCUGCUACAGGCAGGGCUGGCCCCGCCACCCAGGAAGCACACUGCAGUGUGGCCCGGCCUAUCCCACAUCCUCUGGAGCACAAAUGAGUGCCCGGACUGGAUCCGGGCUGGGCACAUGGCCAAGAUGAUGAGGACCCCGCCCAGGCCUCGGAGCUCGUAGCCGGGAAGUGGGGCACAACACGGGGAUGAGUGAGAGGGCAGUCCAGGAGGGCUUCCUGGAGCCGGCAGCCUCCUCCCCUGGGCUGGGCACCGCUCCCAU